GAUGUAAAUAAUGCAUCGGACUAAAAACGCACAAUAAAUGAAAUUUAUUUAUAAGGCGAUAAGGACAAACAUGCAAAUUCCGUGUGCUGAUACCUCUCGACAGUGUGCGCCGGUGCGCUCUCGGCAGAAGAAGAAGCAGAAGAAGAAGGACGCUGCGGGUGCCCGCUGUGUCGGCUCUGUGGUACCCAGGAGUCAUGGCCGAGUCCACCUUUUACAGCACGGACAUCGGUAACUCUACCCUUUUAAGCACGAGCAUAGGGACGACAACCGAGAUGCAAGAAAGGGACGAUGACAACUGGAGGUUCACUCUCUUCGCCUCUUCCUUAAGCAUUUUUGGCUUCCUUGCCACCAUCGUUAUUAUUUCCCUGUUCCUUUUCCUGACACCCGCAGAGGACAUCAACACUCUCGCCUCGCUUGAUGAGCGCUAUCGUUCAAGCUACAGUGAACGCAGUGGAGGAGUGCCCAAAUCUGCACACGGGACUGCAGCCCCCGCUACUAACACGGGGAAAAGCUUCACGUCCACAACAUCAGGAAGGACUCAGCCUAUGCGGUUUGUGUGCACUGUGGGUCCGGCAUUCGCAGCGGGGAUGCCUUUGCCCAAGGACGGCCUGUGCACGCUGGUUUUCUUCGACUCGGUGUACGCUGGUGGCAACAGCGGUCUGGGCCCCACCGGCCUUGCUGGGAAUGUCAUGGCGUUCCUCGAGUGGGCGACAAACAGUGCAGGAGGAACCACGCAGUUCGGCGUUUCCUUGGCCAUAGAUGACCAAAACCUUGAAAGUGAGGCCAAGACGAAACGUUUUGAGAGUGGUAUCAGCUGGAUCUCGAGGCAAGGAAUCGCUCACUUCGGCUUCCUCAAUGCCUAUCUAAGCUAUAGUUCCCCGGCGCAUAUCACCGUGGCCCUCAAUGUACUCAAGACAAUCGACGACUACCUCAAGCUGAGGAACAUUCGCACCAGUAGUACAGUGAUGGCUCUGGGCGUGGCCCCUGUUUACCCAAAAGAGUUCAGCUCCUACGUUGACCUCAUGAAGCAGGUGUUCAAACCAGACCUCUUCAUUGCUAUCGGGCACAUUUCGUACUGGGAUGAUGGCAGGCCAGACUGCAUCAUCAUGCCUCCGAGCGUGUACUCAUUUCCACCGUCUUUCACUGCUCCUUACGGUCACACUCUGGAGGACUCCUUGGAGCUCUUACGACAAGUACAGACCAUGCCAGACCACCCGGCGUUGGGGCUGUCGCUGAGUCUGCAUGGACGUAUUUACAUAGUCAGGCAUCCGGAAGACCAGAAUCCUCACAACAUCGGCACUUUCUCCGUUUUCAACCAGUGCAACGUUAGCGAAAUCGUCGCUCCCACUGAGAUAUGCAACUCACAAUCGCCACGAGGACUGAAGUUCAACUACGUGUACAACAAGCUUUUAUAUGUGGCCCAGUCUUACGAUAAGGCGUCAAGAAAGACGUCCACAUUCGAAAGCGAAGAGACGCUCAUCGCCAAGGUCUGUACCAUCAAGGAGACAGCCAUGGCAAUGGACUUCAACAUCGCGGCGUAUGACAUAGAACGGGACUCGCCAAAACCCGUGUGCAAUGCCCUUACACUGAAAGGAAGCUAUGCGCGCCUCUCGGUGUUGAAGAAACUUAAUAGGUUCGUCGCUGUCAACUACAAGACGGCAACGCACAAAACGGAGUGCUUUACAUAUGCGAAAUCCUGAACAUUCUAAUGUUUCUAUCGCUUUUAACAUAUUUUCUUUAGGUCAAUACUGAUUUUCUGUAGACUAUAGCCUAAUGCGCUGCUUUCCGUCAAUAUAAUCUUUAUAAUUAUUA
This is a messenger RNA of Dermacentor albipictus, 1812 nucleotides long. RefSeq lists its product as uncharacterized. The record is from RefSeq and is a predicted model, not a curated record. NCBI's taxonomy places the organism in Eukaryota, Metazoa, Arthropoda, Arachnida, Ixodida, Ixodidae.